ACUCCGCGCGCCCCUUCUCGGGCCGGGCGAGGUGGCCGUGAGUGCCGCGCUCCGGGCGCCUGCUCCUCGGUCGGUGGCUGUGUCGGCGUCGCCGGUGGCGGCAUGGCGGCCCCAGCAGUCCUCGCGGCCCCGCGGGCGGCGCGACUCCUGUGGCCGGCGCUGAGCGCCUGGCGCUCGCUGCACGUCACGGCGGCCAGAAAUGAAGCCGUUGUGAUUUCUGGAAAGAAGCUGGCCCAGCAGAUCAGGCAGGAGGCCCGGCAGGAAGUGGAGCAGUGGGUCGCCUUGGGUAACAAGAGGCCCCACCUGAGCGUCGUCCUGGUGGGAGAAAACCCUGCCAGCCACUCCUAUGUCUUGAACAAGACCAAGGCUGCGGCAGAUGUGGGAAUCAGCAGCGAAACAAUUUUGAAGCCUGCCUCCAUUUCAGAGGAAGAGCUGCUGGAUUUGAUCAGCAAGCUCAACGAUGAUGACAGUGUGGACGGCCUCCUGGUCCAGCUCCCUCUUCCUGAGCACAUCGAUGAGAGAAAGGUGUGCAAUGCUGUGGCUCCAGAUAAAGACGUGGAUGGAUUUCACGUGAUCAAUGUGGGGCGCAUGUGCCUGGACCAGUACUCCAUGCUCCCUGCGACGCCCUGGGGGGUGUGGGAGAUCAUCAAGCGGACAGGCAUUCCCACUCUGGGCAAGAAUGUGGUUGUGGCCGGCAGGUCCAAGAACGUUGGCAUGCCCAUAGCAAUGUUGCUGCAUACAGAUGGCAGGCAUGAACGUCCUGGAGGGGACGCCACGGUGACGAUAUCUCACCGUUACACGCCCAAGGAGCAGCUGAAGAAGCACACGAUUCUUGCGGAUAUUGUGGUAUCUGCCGCCGGCAUCCCUAAUCUAAUCACAGCAGACAUGAUCAAGGAAGGUGCUGCUGUCAUCGAUGUGGGGAUAAAUCGAAUCCACGAUCCCAUCACUGCCAAGCCCAAAUUAGUGGGAGAUGUGGAUUUUGAAGAAGUCAAGAAGAAAGCCAGCUACAUCACUCAGGUCUCUGGGGGCGUGGGUCCCAUGACGGUUGCCAUGCUGAUGAAGAACACCAUCAUUGCUGCAAAGAAGCUGUUGAAGCCUGAGGAGCGGGAAGUGAAGGCCAAACAGUUUGCGGCAGCCACCUCUUAAUGGAGAUCUCUUUAUUUAAAAAAAAAACCACAAAAAACAUUCCAAGUAAUUUAAAAAAAAAAGAAGCAAAACAGGCCGAUAGAAAUGCAAUAUUUUAAUUUAUUCUACUGAGAUAAUGUUCUGAUAUUUGUUCGCAGUCAGGCUAUUUAUUGAAAGCGUUAGUGUAGGCAGCUGUGUGUGCUCACAGAGACCCGUGUCACCCCUUCUGAGAUGGCUGCAGGGUGGUGCUGGCUCCUGCAGCCUUGCCCAGGGAAAAUGGAGCUUGUCGCAUUGGGCGCUCCUAGCAACUGAGGCCAUUGACAGUUAAAACCCAUAAGGCACAGGACCCCGAAUCACAUGGAGCCAGAAGAGACUUGACGGGCCGUUGAGUCGGAGUGACUGCAUUAUUGUGGUGACUUGAUAAAGUCAGGUUGCCUUACAAUAUUAUCCUCCUGAACUCAUCCGUGGUCCCCUAAAGGAAGUCUAGAGGUUAGUCUCAGUUGGCUAGACUCAGUAGUUCAGAUGGAAGGAAAAGGGAACCCACCAUGUAAUCUGGAACACGGGCAGGGGAACAUCUUAGCUAGGCCCUCCGCACCCCAAGAAAUAGUAGUCUGCUGGUUCCCAUAAAUGCCACCCACAGCUGUGCCAGUCUGGAGCAAAGGUGGGCGCUCUUUCAGGCCAAAGCCCUUGGUGGGGCGGAAUGAGGCUCAGAAGUGUCGUCACUCAGGAGCUGGCCAACAGGAAAUGGCUGUUUUUGAAACAGGCCCUGCCUGUCCUCUUCUUGUGGGGUGUGGGGGAGUUAGUGGCCUGGAACUGAUUACAAAGAACUUCGUGUUUGACUUCAAGGUUGUGAUUCAAAUUAUACACAUUGGCUGUAACAGAAAGAACGCAGACCUGAAAGGAGCUCUGACUUGGGGACAUUUUGUGCUCUGGGGGAUGCCAGGAGUUUAUUUUGGGCACAUCCCCCUCAGACUUGUGGGAAGGGGCUGGGGGUGGGGCCUUGGCUGGCGCAGGCCUUCAAGAUCCCCAGCACUCUCCUGAUAACCAAAGAAUUUGCAGUGGCUGCUGCUUCCUUUCCACUCAGCUCCCUGUUGCCUUUCUGGAAAGUCUUUGAAAGCUUGCAGUGCUUACCAAAUUACCCAACCAGAUUUUUGAUUAAAGCAGUUUUCUAAAAAAAUGAAAAA
Messenger RNA from Phascolarctos cinereus (koala), 2309 nucleotides. It is a transcript of the gene MTHFD2, whose product is annotated as methylenetetrahydrofolate dehydrogenase (NADP+ dependent) 2, methenyltetrahydrofolate cyclohydrolase. Gene Ontology annotation, molecular function: methylenetetrahydrofolate dehydrogenase (NAD+) activity; methylenetetrahydrofolate dehydrogenase (NADP+) activity; methenyltetrahydrofolate cyclohydrolase activity. The record is from RefSeq and is a predicted model, not a curated record. Gene Ontology annotation, biological process: tetrahydrofolate interconversion. Gene Ontology annotation, cellular component: mitochondrion. Lineage: Eukaryota; Metazoa; Chordata; Mammalia; Diprotodontia; Phascolarctidae.